AUGGAUACAGUUGCCAUUGUGACACUGGAAAAUGUGCCAGAAGCUCCGUUCAAGGUGCGGCUCUGGAUUGGACAUGCGGCAAGACUAGGAGGAGGUGGACCUCAGAUGAGCGCAUUCAUAGGAACGCCAAUCGGUGAAAUUACCAACGAAAUCCCAAAGUGUUCCAUGAGGAUGCCUCAUAAUCAAAUUUUGAUACAUCUGGAUGAGCAAGUUCUGACUGUGAUGCUCGAUGAGAAUGGAAUCCAAUUCGGCAACUCUGUGCCACACGAAACACCACAACCUGAAAUGAUUCCAACAAUGUUCGUCACCUGCCAGGACACUACUCUACAUUUGUCGCAUUUUAAUUUCUCCGGCCCAUUCCAACGACACCUCCGCCAAGGCCUCCCACAAGAGCCCUUCUUCCUCUCCUCCAAGCCAACGUUUUUCACGGAAGCACGCGUUGCCGCAAUCAUGCCCUUGCUAUCAGCGGAACCAAUACUGUUUGGCACAGAGACAGGGUCCAUUGGAUGGAUUCUCAAAUUCAGCCCAAUUUGGUCGUCAAUCUUGAGCAAGUAUGAGCGCUGUAUCGACACGUAUAUCCCAAGAGUCCAUGUUGAGGGCGCGGAGUACGUCAGCCAAGCGGUAUUCGACAUGUUCGAGUCCGCGCACGGUAAUAUGAGAAUGAGAGUGAUGACAGAGUUAAACACUGACGGUUGGCAAGAGAAUACUGGAAAGACCCUCCAACAAAUCGUUGAUUCCAUCAGACGAAUGUUCGUGGUGUUGGAACUUGAGUAA
Molecule: messenger RNA, 774 nt
Organism: Caenorhabditis briggsae
Lineage: Eukaryota; Metazoa; Nematoda; Chromadorea; Rhabditida; Rhabditidae
Exons: 3
Coding region: 1-774 (257 amino acids)
Source: RefSeq, a predicted model, not a curated record